CCAAAAUGGACGAUGACAGCAACGAAGCGGGUGCUUUUAAAACGGAAAAUUCAGAAGCAUUGAGUUGCUUCAAAAACAUCGAUUUUUCUUCAGAAACCUUCAAUCCUGUGGCAGCUAUAUAUUCUAAUGACGAAUUUCCCGACGAAGAUGUCGACAUUUAUGAAAAUGUGGAUGAGUUUCUUAGUGUUCACAUACCAUCUCGGAAGAAGUCAUCUGCUCCUUCCUACACGAUACCGUCAUGUAACACGCAAAUUUUAGUAGACAGCGAAACAGAAAAUGCUAAAGAAAAGGAAAUGGUCACAGUACAUGAGGUAACGAAAAAGAUAAAGCCUGUCUCCUUUCAAAGUGGUGUUGAAAAAUCAGGUUCUAUAAAAGUAAAUAAAGGCGCGGAAAAUUCACAAGAGAAAAAGAAAACUACAAUUGAUGAUGCAUCACAGACAUCAAUCCCAGAGACCAUUAUAAAACAGAGUGGCAGUCAGCAAGAAACAGUGCAGAUCCAGGAUUUUAAAGAAGACAAAGGACCUGUUGGUCAUAUUCAUCGCUCUAGAAAGCAGAGAAUCAAUGUCAUUACGCAAAUGGAGAAUGGUUUUCAACAAGGGCCUCUGAGUGUUCUGCGUCGCAGUGUUAUGGAAAAAUUAAAAGUGCAUGUCUGGACACGCAGUGUUCGCAAUAUUCGUGGAAUCUGUACUGGAUUUGUUGUUGCCUUUGAUAAACACAUGAAUAUGGCAUUAAUGGACGUGGAUGAGAUUUAUCGAAAGCCUGUUGGAAAGCACAAGAAGGCCAACAAAAAGAAGUGCAAAGACAGUAACUCAGAUUCUGGAUCUGAGGAAAAGGAGGACAGAUGUAAAACAGAGACAAAUAGUAAAGACCCAUUCUAUCCAGCCACACCUUGGAAAUUAGUUCAGGAAGGGCCAGCAGCAAAUGACCACUCUUCGUCUUCAUCUGAUCUUUCACAAAACCUGCAGGGUUCCUUGCCAUGUUCAGCUUUCACAAACCAAUCUAUGCACCACCACUUCAGGGAUACUAGUAGGCUGCAGGAAUCUUACAGACCAUUUACUCAUGGCCAAGAUGUGAUGGAAAAUGUGUCUUCAGCAUUUAGUGGAAUGCAUUUAUUUCAGGAGAGCAAGGUGUCUAAGCUACUUGGGGUGAAGACACGAAAGCUGCUGUGCAGACAUUUGAAUCAAGUACUGUUGCGAGGUGAUCAUGUGGUAGCUGUUGCUCUGGCUGAGUUUUAAGUGAACUCCCUGGUUGGCUGUUAAACAUUUAUUUAUGGUAUUAAGUAGAGGUAAGGACAGUUUUGUAACUUCUGUAUCUACUUCCUGUUUUUUCAACUAUUUAAAAUCACUGAUUGUGAAAUGCGUGAGUUUCUUUUGGCUUAGAUAACAUCUACUGUCAUGUGACAAGACUUUCACAUUUAUGCUUUUAACAUGUUAGAUCUACAUUUAACUGCUUGUUUAUCCUUCUUAGGAUAGUCCAGACAGUUGUUACCUCUGAAAGGUUCCAUUUUUCAGAACAAGGAUGAACUUAGUGUUAUUUACAUCAUCAGUGCUAGGGUGCCAAAGCAUUUCAAAAUGCAGCUCCUAUGCCAAGGAAAAGCCCAGUUACUGAAGGUGAAAGAUUGAAGACUCAGGGAAACUUUCAUAUUUCAAGACUACAUCAUCUUCAUAGGAUUUGUCCUCUCAGAAGUAAUUUAUGAAUUGAGUCAAUAAUAUUGACAGUAAUUAUGUUCUUGUUUCUAGCAUGCUAUGCUUCUGUUUCACUGGAUCCAGUUCUGGUCAUGUUUUAAAAUUAUACAUGGUAUCGCCUCCAUCAACACAUUUAGGCAUGCAAAUUACCAAUAAUUUAAACAUGAGCAGGUGAACUGCCUUUGUUCAAGGUUUUAUUUUAAAGUUAUGCUCAUUUAAAUGCAUUCUUCUCUGUGUGAUGUUCUCAUGUUUCUUGAUCUUAUCCUUCUCAUGGUGAGGAUGCAUUAAAUGUUUCAUUUAUUUGACAAGUUUGAAGUAAUAGGAGAAGAAUAAAUGUUGGAGUGAUUGUGUUUGUUGAAUACAAGAUGAAUUUGAAAUAAAGCCACACUAUAAAACAUUGUGA
This is a messenger RNA of Pomacea canaliculata, 2088 nucleotides long. RefSeq names its product U7 snRNA-associated Sm-like protein LSm11. Gene Ontology annotation, cellular component: U7 snRNP. The coding region runs from base 6 to 1235 and encodes 409 amino acids. The transcript has 4 exons. Gene Ontology annotation, biological process: mRNA 3'-end processing by stem-loop binding and cleavage. The record is from RefSeq and is a predicted model, not a curated record. Gene Ontology annotation, molecular function: U7 snRNA binding. NCBI's taxonomy places the organism in Eukaryota, Metazoa, Mollusca, Gastropoda, Architaenioglossa, Ampullariidae.